GGAAUUGAUACAUACAAUCUUUUGUUCCUCCUUUGGGGAAUGAUACACGAGAGCUGCCGACGAUGAGCAGGGCUUGUCAGCAUCUGUUUGGAAGAGGGGAAAAAAAAUCAAGGCUUUGAAUUGUAAUCAUGAAUUUGGAGAAGAUUAACGUAGAUGACAAACUAUUUGUUUAACUUACCAGAGAUUUGUUGACUUCAAAGUGUGGAUAAUUAGAAAUCAGCACGAAGAUCUCAAAAUUUUCUUUCUUUCUUUCUAUCUUUCUUUACUUCUCGAAAUUGAGGCCUGCUAAUUUCCAGAGCCGUUGUCCUUUUCCACCAGUGCUACAGAAGCGGUGCCUCGGUGCUGCUUCCCCAUCCUUUGUUUCGUCCACCCAAAGCGGCGAGCUUUUACAGUUUUACUUUGUCAUUCUCUCCUUUCCCCCCUUCCCACAUCAGUGAAAAAGGUGGGAUUUUGAAGGUGGAAGUAGAGGAAAGAUCUUGCCUUUCUUCUCAAUCUGUUGUUUCUAGCUUCUACGGCGUUGGAUUCAGAUUUGCGGAGAGUGAGAUUCGAGAAAUGCGUCAGUUUUCUUUCCUUCUCCACCGUUCUUGAUUCCGCCUUGUAAUUUUUGGUCAAUGGCGUCGGUUCCUGUCGCCGUCGUUUUGUUGCUUCUCGUCCUGGGCCUCGAGUUCGAGCCCUCGUCGGGGAACCCGGAGGUGGCGGCGCUGAUGGAGAUGAAGGCGGUCCUGGACCCGGAGGACCGGUUCCUCUCGUCCUGGACCGUUGACGGUGACCCAUGUCGUGGCGACUUCGAGGGAGUGGCGUGCAACGAGCACGGCAAAGUGGCGAACAUCUCGCUGCAGGGAAAGGGUCUCUCCGGCUCCAUCUCCCCGGCGGUGGCGGUGCUCAAGUGCCUCUCAGGCCUCUAUCUGCACUACAAUGCGUUGACCGGGAGGAUUCCGCGCGAAAUCGGCAACCUCACUGAGCUCACCGACCUCUACCUCAACGUCAACAAUCUCUCUGGGAGCAUUCCUGUGGAGCUAGGGAACAUGUCGAGCCUGCAGGUGUUGCAGUUAUGCCAUAACCAGCUAAGUGGUAGUAUACCAACCCAAGUAGGGCAUCUGAAGAAGCUUAGCAUUGUUGCCUUGCAAUCCAAUCUCUUGAAUGGAGCAAUCCCUGCAAGCUUAGGCGAUUUGACUCAGCUGUUACGAUUAGAUUUGAGUUUCAAUAAGCUGUUUGGCUCCAUCCCUGUCAAGCUAGCUCGCCUCCCUCAGUUGACAGUGUUGGAUGUUAGAAAUAACUCUCUUUCCGGCAAUGUACCUACUGGUCUGAAGAGUCUGGGCGAACGAUUUCAGUAUGGAAACAACAAAGGAUUGUGUGGUGUUGGAUUUGCUUCACUCCAGGUUUGUGAUUUAUAUGAUCCUCUCGGGCCUAACAAGCCGGAACCUUUUGGACCAGAAUCGAGAACGAAGCCACAGCAGAUUCCUGAGUCUGCAAACUUAAACUCAAACUGCAAUGAUUCUAGCUGUUCGAAUGAAGAAAGAUCCUCGAAAACCAUUGUGAUUGUUGUUGUUGCCAUUUUAGUUUGUGGGGCAAUCUCAGGGCUCUUUGCCUGUGUCUGGUACCGUCGAAGGAAGCAAAAGAUUGGCAGUGCGCUUGAGGUAUCGGAUAGCCGGCUCAGCACUGAUCAGCCAAAGGAAAUAUAUCGCAAGAGUGCCUCCCCACUCAUCAGCCUUGAGUAUUCGGGUGGAUGGGAUCCUUUAGCCGAUGGCAGAAGUGGUGUUGGCUUCUCAGAGGAGGUGUCGCAGAGCUUCAGGUUCAAUCUGGAGGAGGUCGAGUGUGCAACUCAGUACUUUUCGGAGGUUAACUUGCUAGGAAAAAGUAGUUUUGCAGCAACUUACAAGGGCAUCUUGCGAGAUGGAAGUAUAGUUGCUGUUAAGAGCAUCAACAAGACGAGCUGCAAAACCGAUGAAGCUGAAUUCUUGAAAGGUUUGAAGUUGCUCACUCUGUUGCGGCAUGACAAUCUUGUCGCAUUGAGAGGGUUCUGCUGCUCGAGAGGAAGGGGAGAAUGUUUCCUAGUGUAUGAUCACAUUCCAAAUGGUAACCUAGUUCAGUAUCUAGAUUUGAAGGAGAAUCCAGGAAGAGUUCUCGACUGGCCUACAAGAGUUUCGAUCGUCAAAGGCAUUGCGAAAGGCAUUCAUUAUCUACACAGCAACAGACCGAACAAGCCCACAAUUGUCCAUCAAAACAUAUCGGCAGAAAAAAUCCUGAUCGAUCAGCAUUUCAUCCCUCAACUCUCUGGUUCUGGUCUGCACAAACUCUUCGCUGAUGAUGUCGUCUUCUCCACACUCAAAGCUAGUGCUGCCAUGGGCUACUUAGCUCCAGAAUACACAACUGUUGGACGAUUCACAGAAAAGAGUGAUGUAUAUUCGUUUGGAGUCAUCAUCUUCCAAAUCCUUGCUGGAAAAACAAAUGUAAACCAUUUGCGAUUGGGUCAGGAUUCUGGCAAGCUUGAAAACAUCGUCGAUGAGAAUCUUCAUGGCGACUACUCUAGAAAAGAGGCAGCUACACUUGCUGGAAUUGCAUUGGUUUGCACAAGCGAGGUACCAAACCAGAGGCCGACUAUGGAGACUGUGCUCAAACAGCUGAACAUGAAUUGAUCGCUCUGCGCCUGCUGCACUCUAUUCCUAAUCGCAGGGAUGUUUAUCGCUAUGUGGUCUGUGACCUUUGCUAACUGCUGACCUGGAGAAACAGAUACUUGCUCGAGUAAUGAACUCUGCAUAUUGGUAAGCUUAGCCAUGUAAUAUGUGCUUUGUUGCAAACUAUUCCAUCAGAGGGAAUGCAAUCUUUUGAUCCUUCAGCUGCACUAACAAUGUGGUAAAAUUAGCUUCAUCUAUGCACUAAUUUUAUGUAAUCUGGUCAUUCAGACAAUUGAUGAUCAAUGCAAAACUGGAACUUUGUUGAAUGCAUCAAUGUGUAUGAUCAAAUUAUCUAGUUACCUUUGUAAGAGAUGGUUUUGCUCAA
This is a messenger RNA of Zingiber officinale, 3000 nucleotides long. RefSeq names its product probable leucine-rich repeat receptor-like protein kinase At5g63930. The coding region runs from base 612 to 2636 and encodes 674 amino acids. The transcript is spliced from 4 exons. NCBI's taxonomy places the organism in Eukaryota, Viridiplantae, Streptophyta, Magnoliopsida, Zingiberales, Zingiberaceae. The record is from RefSeq and is a predicted model, not a curated record. Gene Ontology annotation, molecular function: protein kinase activity; receptor serine/threonine kinase binding; ATP binding. Gene Ontology annotation, biological process: protein phosphorylation.